This is a messenger RNA of Yarrowia lipolytica CLIB122, 531 nucleotides long. RefSeq lists its product as uncharacterized. Gene Ontology annotation, molecular function: acyltransferase activity, transferring groups other than amino-acyl groups. NCBI's taxonomy places the organism in Eukaryota, Fungi, Ascomycota, Dipodascomycetes, Dipodascales. The record is from RefSeq and is a predicted model, not a curated record.
AUGGCCAAUCUGUCGAUAACGGUGAUUCCGUCGGCGCAGCUCGUCGCCAGCCCCCAGCUCUCUACCUACGUCGAUUUCAUCAACGCGUGUUUCGGCACGGGACACAAACGAUUCCAUUGCUUCGGAGCGGCUCGAUUCGUGGAUCUAGACAGCUUCCGCAGCGAGUUCAGCCACCCAGGGUGCGUUCUGGCGGUCGCACGUGACCCCAAAGCUGGCGAGAUUGUCGCCGCAGGAGGAUACAAGCCGAAUGACGACGGAUCGGUCGACCUCAAGUGUCUCAGCACAGCCGAGCAUCUGGAGGGAACAGGCAUCGGCACGUAUAUGAACACGUACAUUGAGAAUCUGGCACGUGACCAGGGAUUCACAAAGAUCAACGCUGUGGUGGUCAAGGAACAUGGAGAUUUGUUGGGCUUCUACGAGCGACGAGGAUACAAGUCCGUGAGACACGAGCGGUUGGACGUUGGUAGUCCGGAAGUUGGAGGCAAGAACAUUGUAGAGAUUGUCUUGGUUCAUACUCAGAAGGAUUUGUAA